This is a messenger RNA of Cynara cardunculus var. scolymus (artichoke), 1266 nucleotides long. RefSeq names its product probable galacturonosyltransferase-like 9. Bases 49 to 1128 code for a protein of 359 amino acids. The transcript has a single exon. The record is from RefSeq and is a predicted model, not a curated record. NCBI's taxonomy places the organism in Eukaryota, Viridiplantae, Streptophyta, Magnoliopsida, Asterales, Asteraceae. Gene Ontology annotation, molecular function: glycosyltransferase activity. Gene Ontology annotation, cellular component: Golgi apparatus.
CUAUACAUACACCCUCCAUUGUAUAUGAUUCAUUAACCGACGCCGGAGAUGGGUAGCAGUCGGAGUCGCGGGAGGCCGUCAAAAGGCGAUGUUAUCGUCUCCGUCUUUCUGUUACUUUCUCUCCCGUUGAUGUGCUUCGGAAUUCGUUCUUUUCCGGUGAUCGGAGAAAAUUUAGUUCAGGCGGGAGAGGAUUUCCUCGGAUUCGUGGAGGCGCCGGAGUACCGUAACGGUGUCGAAUGCUCCAAUAAAACCAUCCACGUUGCAAUGACACUCGAUUCCGAGUACCUCCGUGGGUCGAUCGCCGCCAUACACUCCGUUCUCCGCCAUGCUUCCUGUCCAGAAAACGUGUUUUUCCACAUCAUCGCCGCCGAGUUCGAUCCAGCGAGUCCACGGGUCUUGACCCGGAUCGUCCGGAAUACCUUCCCGUCGCUCAGCUUCAAAGUCUACAUUUUCCGGGAAGACACCGUGAUAAAUCUGAUAUCGUCGUCGAUUCGGGUCGCGCUUGAGAACCCGUUAAACUACGCUCGUAACUAUUUGGGCGAAAUACUUGACCCGGCUGUGGACCGGGUUAUUUACCUCGACUCCGACGUCGUUUUGGUCGACGAUAUACAGAAGCUAUGGAGCAUCAAUUUACAAAACAACCGAGUAAUUGGAGCUCCGGAAUACUGCCACGCAAACUUCACCAAAUACUUCACCGAUAUCUUCUGGUUCGACCCGUUAAUGUCUCGGGUAUUCGCAUCCAAAACCCCGUGUUAUUUCAACACCGGUGUUAUGGUAAUGGAUAUGGUUAAAUGGAGAUCCGGCAGCUACCGUCAGAGAAUCGAAAACUGGAUGGAAUUGCAGAGAAAAAAGAGGAUUUACGAGUUGGGUUCGUUGCCGCCGUUUCUACUGGUGUUCGCCGGAAACAUUGAGCCGAUUGACCACCGGUGGAACCAACACGGACUCGGCGGCGAUAACGUGAAAGGUAGCUGCCGGUCACUACAUUCGGGUCCGGUGAGUCUGUUGCAUUGGAGCGGUAAAGGGAAACCAUGGGUGAGAUUGGAUGAACGGAGAGCUUGUCCGUUGGAUUAUCUGUGGCAGCCGUACGAUCUUCAUCAGCAUAAGAAUCGAUAUCAAGCGUUGGAUUGAUGAUUCGCAUUAAUUAAUUUAAUUUCAUUAAAUAUAUUUUGAAUUUAUGAUUUGUUGUAAUUUUUGGUGAACACGUCGAUUCAGAGAUUCUUUGAAAGUUGUGUACAGAAAUACAUACCAUUUGGUUUUUUUUUAAUU